AUGUACUCUAAUGCUGAAGAUUUAAGACGUAGAGCUGAGUGGGACGGUGCUAAUGGAACUUCGCGUCAAAAAUUAUUGUUGGAGAUACAGAAUGGGACAAUUUUGUAUACGUGGACCGGUGCCCGGAUAAUGGAUUUGGCGAUAAAUAAAGAAGGAACGAGGAUGGUGGCUAUUUGCCAUGAUGAAAAACUCCAUAUUUAUAAUAUUGAAACAAAAAAAGAAGAGGCGAUAAUGGAUGAAAAUGCUAAGCUCACCUCUAUUUGUUUAUCAAGUGAUUGCAAGUAUGCUUUGGAAAUUCAUCUAUGGGACAUUGAAGAAAGACGAAUUGUUCGUAAAUAUUAUGGCCAGAAACAGGAAAAGUUUGUUAUUCGGUCUUGUUUUGGUGGUAUUGAUCAGGGGUUCAUCGUCAGUGGUAGUGAAGAACACGCUACGAUGAUCGAAAUCUUGUCUGGUCAUAAGGGUGCUGUCAAUAGCGUUAAUUGGAGUCCCGUUAAUCCAUAUAUAUGA
Molecule: messenger RNA, 507 nt
Organism: Racocetra fulgida
Lineage: Eukaryota; Fungi; Glomeromycota; Glomeromycetes; Diversisporales; Gigasporaceae
Source: the annotation of a GenBank genome assembly